UUGACAUCAAGAAGAAGCAUUUGCUGAAAGGGUACCAAACGCCGCGGUUGGUGUGAUAGUUUUUAUUUUAGUUUUUAAGUUUUAAAGAAAUUAAUGCCGGUGUCGGUAUUUUAUACUAAGGCACAGCAUUAAAAACGUAACUAGUUCCAGAGGCAUCUACGGUGUUAUAUUAGCAACGCAACAACAAAUCGCUUUACUACAAACCGAGUGCAUUCACGAAUAGAAUAGCGCCAAAUUAAAAUCUUGCAACAGCCACCGGCGUUCGUCUCAUACCUUCACAAUCGGCUACCUCAUCCAAAAGUAUGGGUCGGAGUCCAUCCCCAUCACAUCGGCGACGUGAAAAAGAGCGAUCCGAGCGUAAAAAGCGGCGUGAACGACGUUCCCGUGAGCGAGAACGCCAGCGGGAACACGAAUCGGGUGCUGGCAGUAGCAGCCGUGCAUUGCGUCGACGUUCACAUGACAGAGGCGGCGGUGGCGGAGGGGAUCGCGACCGGAGCCGCAGCCGUGAGCGAGAAAGAAGCCGACGGCGUUCGAGGUCCCGUUCUCGUGAUCAUCCAUCUACCUCAGCCUCAACAUCAUCAGGACGACGGGGCCGCGCUGCUGAACGUCCCAAAAUCACAGAAGCUGAUUUGGAGGGUAAAUCGGCUGAAGAGGUUGAAAUGUUAAAAACAAUGGGUUUCUGCACGUUCGACACCACUAAAAAUAAGAAAGUCGAAGGAAACGAUGUCGGAGAAGUGCAUGUAAUCUUAAAGCGCAAAUAUCGUCAAUACAUGAAUCGCAAGGGUGGCUUCAAUAGGCCGCUGGACUUUGUGGCAUAGCGUGGUAUCGUGGCGCAUAAGACGUGUUUACAUAGCCGUGCACUGCACACAAUCAAAUUGACGAUAUGUCGUUGUACACUUUUGUACUAAGUUUUUUAUUAUUACUAUUUUUUUCUCAGUAGUGCGCCCGCUGCAGUGUUUGACACUCAAGGCUGCAGCGGCGCGCAGACAAUCCUGCAAUUUUAUGCAAUAGACCGGUUUACAAAAUUCAAUUUUCAAAAUUUCCACCACAUAUACCUCAUUAAUAUUUUAAAUAUUAAACCUUCUAUAUUAACUUCCUGUUUAAGUUUUGCCAUAGUAUGUAAGAGCCACAAUCAAUGUUAUGAGUGUUAAGGGUUGAAAUGCUGCUUGAAGUUUGGGAGUAUAGAAAAAAUCCAGAAGAUUUUAAUUUCUUGACUUCUAUUUUCUUUGUUUUUGUACGAAGCAAUAUUUGUAUAAUUUUCCAUUAAAUCUAUGCGAUUUGUAGUUGCUAUCCUCUAGUUCUUGCGUUCAAAAGUAGUAGAAAAUUUAAAAUUUCUUCAAGCAGCAUUUUCACUCAGCGCACUUAAAACUCGUUAAUUGAGAACUACGAGUUUACAAUAGUUUUUUGAAUAUUUAAAGUAAUUAAACGAAAUAAUUUUUAUUUUUCUUGUUACAACAAAAGAAAACUGAAUUUUUUAAAGCUAAAAUGAAUUAAGGCGAAAGUGCAACGCGAAUGUUUUGCUACAUAAAUUGAGCAUUGGAAUUUUUCAUGUGCACCAGUACUUGCUAAAAACAAAAAAAAAAUAAGUUGGUGUGUCACGCUUUCCGUUUAUUUCUAAUUUAGCAUCUCUCCUGAAUUUUUGCACUUGAUUCAUUUUAGUUCUAUAAAGAAAGUAAAAACCUUAACUCUGUAACGGCAUUUUAAAUGUUUACAUUUUAACAAAAUUUUUGUUAUGAAUUAACUGCACACGAAAUUUCCAUAUUCACAACAAUUACUUGAAGUAUUUGAAAAUCAGAACAAUACAACAACAUAUUCCCCCAAAUGCCCUUAAACACAAAUAUCCCAGCACGCAUUAAAAUGCAUAACUCCCCACAGUAUCCUCCACACACUGCAAUAGUACAUUUUGUAUCAAAAUAUUUUUUAUAAAUAGAGAAACUAUAUUUACACAAUUUACAUAACAUUCCCGAACCUUAAUAUCCUACCCAACAUAAAUAGCCUUUAACCCGAACCCCAUACAAUAACACCCAUAUUAACCCCCAAAUAGACCCCAUUACAAUAGACCAAAUAUGCAAUAGCCAGGGAUUUUUUUUAUAAAUAUUAAAAAACACAAAAAAUUUAUAAUUGUUACAGUGGAAUUAUUCCAUACAUACCAUACAUUAUUAAAAA
This is a messenger RNA of Rhagoletis pomonella (apple maggot), 2166 nucleotides long. RefSeq names its product U4/U6.U5 small nuclear ribonucleoprotein 27 kDa protein (gene ytr). Gene Ontology annotation, biological process: RNA splicing. NCBI's taxonomy places the organism in Eukaryota, Metazoa, Arthropoda, Insecta, Diptera, Tephritidae. The transcript has 3 exons. The record is from RefSeq and is a predicted model, not a curated record. Gene Ontology annotation, cellular component: precatalytic spliceosome. Bases 303 to 818 code for a protein of 171 amino acids.